AUGAAGAAUUUGAAUCACAAUGUUCUGAAUGUAGUAGUGCCUCUACUAACACUCACUGGAUUGGUUUUCUUUCUGCCACCCUUUCUGAUUUACAAGUUUCUUUGUUUCGUAUAUCGCUCUAAAUCCAUUGAAAACGUUGCUGGAAAAGUUAUCCUCAUCACCGGAGCAUCUUCAGGAAUCGGCGAGCAUUUGGCUUAUGAGUAUGGUAGGAGAGGAGCUCGUUUGGCAUUGGCAGCCAGAAGAGAGGACCGUCUUUUUGAAGUGGUGGAUAAAGCUCGACGGCUCGGCUCUCCUGAUGCCAUUAUGAUCCUAGCUGAUGUUUCCAAGCUUGAAGACUGCAACCGACUUGUUAAUGACACUGUGAAUCACUUUGGUCAAUUGAACCAUUUGGUGAACAAUGCCGGGGUUACACAAGCUGGAUUGUUUGAAGAUUGUAAUGAGUUCUCUACUCCGAAAUCAAUUAUGGACAUUAAUUUCUGGGGGUCAGUGUAUUGCACCAAAUUUGCAAUUCCAUACUUGAGAAAAAGCAAAGGCAAGAUUGUUGUGAUUUCUUCAUCUGCCACAUGGUUUUCUACACCAAGGUUGAGUUUCUACAACGUAAGAAAUGGGUCUCGUACUUAG
Molecule: messenger RNA, 621 nt
Organism: Fragaria vesca subsp. vesca
Lineage: Eukaryota; Viridiplantae; Streptophyta; Magnoliopsida; Rosales; Rosaceae
Exons: 4
Coding region: 1-621 (206 amino acids)
Source: RefSeq, a predicted model, not a curated record